CCCCGGCGUUGUGGCUGCUCCGGCUGCAGCAGCCACGCCCGCGCGAUGGCCAUGGGGACCGCCCGACGGACGCCGCUCGUCUCGCGGCGUCGGCAAGGCUUCGCUGUCGUCUCGGCGGCGGCGCCACGGCUCAUCGUCAUGCUCCUGGCCGUGGCAGCCAUGCCCUCCUCGUCGGUGGCGGCGGCGGCGGGCUCUCCGGAGGUCGUCGAGCUGACCCUCCUCGCAAACGCUCGGGAGAAGGGCGCCGUUUGCUUGGAUGGUAGCCCGCCGGGUUACCACCUCCAGAGAGGCUUCGGCUCCGGAGAACACAGCUGGAUCGUCAAUCUUGAGGGAGGUGCAUGGUGCAACACCACAGAAGAUUGCUCCGACCGCAAAAUGACCGACCUCGGUUCAUCCAAAUUCAUGAAAGCAAUAGAGUUUGAGGGGAUACUCAGCAACAAGCGCUCACAAAAUCCUUAUUUCUACAACUGGAAUAAAGUUGACAUAAGGUAUUGUGACGGGGGAUCAUUUGCUGGGGAUGCUGAGGGCAAAGAUCGGAAUGGAACAAAACUUUUCUUCAGAGGAUUGCGCAUCUGGGAAGCAGUCGUCGACGAACUCAUGGGGAAAGGACUGGCCACUGCUAAACAGGCCUUGCUUUCAGGUUGCUCCGCUGGUGGUCUUGCUGCCCUACUGCACUGCGAUGAUUUCCGUGCACGAUUCCCUCUGGAGGUUCCAGUAAAAUGCCUCUCGGAUGCUGGAUUCUUUCUUGAUGCAAAGGAUUUAUCAGGGGAAAGGUUAAUGCGGUCGAUCUUCAGUGGAGUUGUUCAACUUCAGAAUGUUAGAAAAGUUUUGCCCAAGGACUGCAUUGCAGAGAAGGAUCCAACAGAGUGUUUCUUUCCUGCUGAGUUUAUCAAGAAUAUCAGCACUCCCACAUUUAUCCGGAACUCCGGCUAUGAUUCAUAUCAGGUAGGAAAUAUUGUGGCGCCAGGCGGGUCUGAUCCUGGACAAUCAUGGGCGAGUUGCAAAGCUGACAUCCGAAACUGUACUUCCGCCCAAAUUGAGGCACUGCAUGUUUUUCUUCUCCACGCACCAUGCUGUAGGAUUCAGGAAGGAACUAGUCGAGGCUUUGGAGGUUGCUCAACGCAAGAGGGACUGGGGGCUGUUCAUCGACUCAUGCUUCAACCACUGUCAAACGCCAUUCAGAAUCUCAUGGCAUUCGCCGAUCUCCCUGAGGCUUGGUAACAAGACGAUCGCCGAAGCUGUCGCGGACUGGUAUAUUGGUGGAGGCCAUGGAGUAAAAGAGAUUGACUGCGAGUAUCCAUGUAUUAACCCCACGUGUAGCAGUCAGCUCGACCUGUGACGGGGUGAAGUUUUGCUCUUCGCUAUUGCAAGACACAAACGAUACAGAGAAAAAAAAAAAGAGAAUAACAGCCUUGAAUUCCAAGGUUUACACGAACGCUUGAGGUCUCACAGUUGCUACUUCUGACCUCCACCACCACAAAAA
Molecule: messenger RNA, 1483 nt
Organism: Panicum hallii
Lineage: Eukaryota; Viridiplantae; Streptophyta; Magnoliopsida; Poales; Poaceae
Product: pectin acetylesterase 5-like
Exons: 12
Coding region: 46-1221 (391 amino acids)
Molecular function (GO): hydrolase activity
Source: RefSeq, a predicted model, not a curated record